AAGAGGCGGGGCAGGACGUCAUAAUUUUCCUCCCUCCUGCCCUCCCGUCGUUAGUCGCCCGCUGCAGUCGGGUGGUGGAAGUCGGGUCGGAGAGCUGCAGCAUGUCGUCGGGGGACCUGUGCCAGGGGACGGCGGAGCUGUCGCUGGGUGAAUUGUACGUCUCUGAACGUGAAGGAGAUGAUGCUACUGGAGAUGGAACAAAGGAAAAACCAUUUAAAACGGCACUUUGUGCCUUACACACAGUAGAAAAGGAACCAUUUCCAACAAUUUAUGUUGAUUCCCAAAAGGAAAAUGAGCGCUGGGAAGUUAUAUCAAAAUCACAAAUGAAGAAUCUUAAAAAGCAGUGGCAACGAGAUCAAGUGAAGGCUGCAUCAAAACUUAAAAAAGAGCAAGAAGAUGCAGCGCGUCGGGAGAUGAACCUGGAAGAGGCCAAAAAGAUUGUUAUUACACUGGACCCUAGUCUUCCGGAGCCACAUCAGAUAAAAAUCCGAGCCACAGGAUCGUAUAGAGGAAAGCGAGUGAAGCUCUUUGGUUGGGUCCAUAGGUUACGUAGACAAGGGAAGAACUUAAUGUUUGUUGUUCUGCGUGAUGGCACAGGAUUUCUGCAAUGUGUCUUCAAUGAUGAACUGUGUCAGUGCUAUAGUGGACUGCUGCUAUCAACUGAGAGCUCCAUUGCGGUUUAUGGAACCUUGCAAGUUGUGCCAGAAGGCAAAGUGGCUCCAGGUGGGCAUGAACUGAUUUGUGAUUACUGGGAGCUGAUAGGUUUGGCCCCGGCUGGAGGUAUCGAUAACCUGCUUAAUGAAGAAUCUGAUGUGGACGUCCAGCUCAACAACCGUCACAUGAUGCUACGUGGCGAGAACAUGUCCAAGAUAUUCAAAGUGCGCUCUGCUCUGGUGCAGUGCUUUAGGGACCACUUCUUUGAUAAUGGCUACUAUGAGCUCACUCCACCCACACUGGUCCAGACACAGGUUGAAGGAGGCUCCACUCUAUUCAAACUGAACUAUUUUGGUGAAGAGGCCUUCCUGACGCAGUCUUCACAACUGUACCUGGAGACCUGCAUCCCUUCCCUUGGGGACGUUUUCUGCAUCGCUCAGUCCUAUCGCGCCGAGCAGUCACGAACUCGCAGACACCUGGCAGAAUACACUCAUGUUGAGGCAGAGUGUCCGUUCAUUACUUUUGAUGAGCUUCUUGACCGUUUGGAAUACCUUGUUUGUGAUGUGGUUGACCGCAUCCUCAAGUCACCUCAUGGGGAGGUUAUGCUUGAACUGCAUCCAGAUUUCAAGCCUCCGAAGAGACCCUUCAAAAGAAUGAACUACACUGAGGCCAUCACUUGGCUGAAAGAACAUAACAUUAAGAAAGAUGAUGGAACUUUCUAUGAAUUUGGAGAGGAUAUCCCUGAGGCUCCAGAGAGACUGAUGACUGAUACAAUCAAUGAGCCAAUACUCCUUUGUCGUUUUCCAGCUGAAAUCAAAUCCUUCUACAUGCAGCGCUGUGCGGAGGAUCGCCGGCUCACUGAAUCUGUUGACGUGCUGAUGCCAAAUGUUGGUGAGAUUGUAGGAGGAUCAAUGCGUAUCUGGGACAGCAAGGAGCUCUUGGAUGGCUACGAUCGUGAAGGCAUUGACCCUACUCCAUACUAUUGGUACACUGACCAACGUAAAUAUGGCACCUGUCCUCACGGUGGAUAUGGAUUGGGGCUGGAAAGGUUCUUAACAUGGCUUCUGAACAGACACCAUAUACGGGAUGUAUGUUUGUACCCACGCUUCGUUCAACGUUGCAAACCAUAACAUCUGCUGGUUUGAGCACUGGAAAAUAAAUUUCAUUUUCUUUAUCUCCUGCAUGAAAUCAAGCAUUUGGAAAUCCUCAGAUCUUAGAAACAAAUUUUCUAUAAUGAUUUUGUCAGCUAAUGCUUCACUCUGGCUAUCAGUACUUCAAAAAUUCCUUAAACUAUUGGAGAUCUAGAUAAUUUGUCAUUGCCGAGCCUCCUUGCCACUAUGUAACUGUAAUUUUCAGACUGGAUUUGUUUAUAUUUCAUCCCAACAAUAAAUUACCUAAGGAAUAUUCUA
This is a messenger RNA of Mobula hypostoma (lesser devil ray), 2063 nucleotides long. RefSeq names its product asparaginyl-tRNA synthetase 1 (gene nars1). Gene Ontology annotation, molecular function: nucleic acid binding; asparagine-tRNA ligase activity; ATP binding. Gene Ontology annotation, cellular component: cytoplasm. Gene Ontology annotation, biological process: asparaginyl-tRNA aminoacylation. The record is from RefSeq and is a predicted model, not a curated record. Bases 102 to 1784 code for a protein of 560 amino acids. The transcript is spliced from 15 exons. NCBI's taxonomy places the organism in Eukaryota, Metazoa, Chordata, Chondrichthyes, Myliobatiformes, Myliobatidae.